Molecule: messenger RNA, 2542 nt
Organism: Pongo pygmaeus (Bornean orangutan)
Lineage: Eukaryota; Metazoa; Chordata; Mammalia; Primates; Hominidae
Product: nucleosome-remodeling factor subunit BPTF
Exons: 3
Coding region: 572-964 (130 amino acids)
Biological process (GO): regulation of transcription by RNA polymerase II
Cellular component (GO): NURF complex
Molecular function (GO): RNA polymerase II cis-regulatory region sequence-specific DNA binding
Source: RefSeq, a predicted model, not a curated record
GGGAGCGUUGAGUUGAGGGCGGAGAGCCCGGGGCGCCUGGACUGGGGGCAGCGCCGCGCGAAUGGACUCCGGGCACAGGUGGGGCGGCUGAGAGAGGCCCGCAGCUCGUGACAUGCCUGGGGUCUAAGGCUUUCCGAGACCACAGUCUCCGAGGACCCCUGGCUGGAGCCCAAAGCGGGCCGGACCUCCUUCCUGCGACUCCCCUUCUGCGGCUCAGAGAGGAAUGCAGGAGAGCCCCCAAAUAUCGUUCCCUUCCCGCCCCCUAGGGAAACUGAGGCUGAAGCAGCGAGAGAAAGAAAAAAAAAGUCAUGGAGGGGGGCGGCCCGAGCGACCUAAGGGACGGGGCAGCGCCAGCGACCGAGGGAAAUUAGUCGGGGUGGGGUACAGGGAGACAAGCCCCCAGAAUUUAGGAAACUCCGAAGCUUGGAGCUGGAGUCCUGAAUUGACUCCGAUGACAACUGCUCCGGAUCUGUGCCAGGAGCCACGCUCCGGGCUGCCACGCCCCGAGGGAGGGGGGCUCUAAGACCUAUUGCAUGGAAUCCCCACUCGGAAAGCCUCAGUAAACUCCAGAAUGCAACUACUGCAUGUUCCAAUCUCCCGCCAGUUUCCCAGUGUCCCAGCUAGGACCCCGACCGCCUUAGCAAGAACUUACCUCUCCUUUGCAGUGGAAAAGAGGGAAUCCUGCCUAAAACCAACUUCGCGGUGUUACAGCGAAGAUACAGAAAAUGAAAAUGAAAAUAAAAUUUGGUACUACAGCACAAAGGUCCAGCUUGCAGAAUUAAUUGACUGUCUAGACAAAGAUUAUUGGGAAGCAGAACUCUGCAAAAUUCUGGAAGAAAUGCGUGAAGAAAUCCACCGACACAUGGACAUAACUGAAGACCUGACCGAUAAGGCUCGGGGCAGUAACAAAUCCUUUCUGGCGACAGCUAAUGGUUUGAAAAACAUAUAUACCUUAAAAGUUUAAAUAGUAUAAAAAGGUAUGCUGUGAAAAAUGAAUCUCUCCUUCAUUACUCUGAACUAUAAAUUUUUAAAUAUUUAUGAAAUACCAUAAAUGACAUAUUAGUUGUAACUGCUGAAAGCAGGAUUUCACAUUAAGAUUUUCCUAAUUUCUUAUUAGCUCUGACUCAUUUGAGGCUGAAAUCUUACUAUGCUAUCUAAAUCGAAAUUUUAAUGUACAUGUUAACAAUGCAUAGUAACAAAAAAACCCCAAAACAGAAUACAGCUUUUAUAUUACUGAACUUUAUGUACAAAAUCAUUUGAUUUCAAAUAAACAUUUAAUGUAAAAACAAAUGUUCUUUUAAACUGAAUUUUUUUUACAUCUACUGUACCAUUCAAAUGCUUUAUCAUCUUACAUGAUUUCUUCAAAAUCUGUUAUCAAGGGUACAUAUAGAAAAGCACUUUUUUUAUAAAUAGAAACAAAGGGAUUUUUUCAGCUUUUACGAUGACAUAAAAAGUUUACUCAACAGAAGUAAUUUUAUUACUAUUUGGGGGAGGGAAUCACCAACUUUUUGUGCAAACAAUGCUAGCCUUCUUUUAAGCAUUAAGAGCAUAACUGCUUAAGAAAUGACAUAAGCAAUAAUUCUACACCUACAUCUCCCCUAAAAUAAUCUAUUUUUUUUUUUUUUACAUAUGUGCACAGCUUUAGCAAAUUAAAGCCCGAGAUAAACGCUCGAGAUCUACUAUCCAGAGGCAAAAUCAGAGUUUACUAGAACUCACCAUUUGGAGAGCUUACCAAUCAAGGAAUCUGUAAUGAAAGCUGCAGUUUCCCUCUUUCCUAUUUUUUUUUUAAACACAAAAAUCAAUGACUAAGAACUUAAUACUGGAUGACAAAUCACAUCCACACUAUUCGUUAAAUAGCCUCACAGUUAAACACAUCUUAAAGACCAAUCAAAUCAGUAUUUACAUUUUAUAAAUUUCUGAAGACACCAUUAGAAAGCUUAUAUAUCCCUUCAUUAAACAAAAUAGGGAACUGCAUCUGAUGGUGGUGGAAUGAAAUUUUAAAAUUAAAAAUACCUGUAUUUACAGCAGCAUUGAUCCUUUAUAAAUAAAGAAUAUGAAAAUGCAAUAUCUUUAAGGAUAAUAAAAAAUUGAGGUGAUGUUACUCAACCACAGUGCUCGGAGUUGGAAUAAAAACCUAUUGAUGCUUGUUAAUGUGCCAGUAGUGAAUCCACUUUCUGUUGGAGAAAAUCCAACUGCAAAUAUGUGCGUGAAACACAUAUAACACAGGGCAAAAUUGCUCAAAAUGAUUCAAGUCAGCUUAUCUGUAUUGGAUAUUCUAUUCAUGAAACACAUUACAAAGACAUCCUUGCAAAGAAAUAAAAGGCAUAACAGUUUUCUGGUUGACUUUUUAAGAACACUUCUCCCCUUAUAAGUGACAUCUUAAAAUCUCAAAUGUGUUCUUCCCUUGGUUUGCAAUCCUAAUUUAAAGAUACGAACAGCUUAAUUUUCCAUGUGAUUAUCUAAUUAAAAAAGAAAAACCAAAACAAGCAAAAUGUUCAAGUUAAAAAAAAAAAAACAUACUGGGCGAGCAAUGCACUAAAAU